This is a messenger RNA of Xenopus tropicalis (tropical clawed frog), 3859 nucleotides long. RefSeq names its product ribosomal protein S6 kinase, 90kDa, polypeptide 4 (gene rps6ka4). The transcript is spliced from 17 exons. NCBI's taxonomy places the organism in Eukaryota, Metazoa, Chordata, Amphibia, Anura, Pipidae. Gene Ontology annotation, cellular component: nucleus. The record is from RefSeq and is a predicted model, not a curated record. Gene Ontology annotation, biological process: intracellular signal transduction. Bases 169 to 2469 code for a protein of 766 amino acids. Gene Ontology annotation, molecular function: transferase activity; protein kinase activity; kinase activity.
CUUCCAGCCUGACACACGGUGACACCCCACAGCGCACACACACUGACAUACAGGAAGUUCCUCAAUUACUGCCCGGGCCAUUUUCCUUUUUCCCUCACCCGGGAGAGUAGGACGCGUACGGGCAGAACCGGAGGAGACGGGGCGGCCGUGGGCAGAUGUGGCCCGGACAUGGGGGAUCCGGACAGGAUAGAGACCCGCAGCCCGAUCCAUGUGAAUCUGACUGGAAACGAGGACAGAGUUGCCAUGAAAGACUUUGAACUGCUGAAGAUCUUGGGAACUGGAGCAUAUGGCAAGGUAUUCCUUGUACGGAAGGUGACUGGGCCAGAUGCCAGCCGUCUCUAUGCUAUGAAAGUCCUCCAGAAAUGUGCACUAGUCAAGAAGGAGAAAACUGUGGAGCACACUAAAACUGAGCGCAACGUACUAGAACAUGUGAGGGAAAGCCCCUUCCUAGUAACACUCCAUUAUGCCUUCCAGACAGAUGCCAAGCUCCAUCUUAUACUGGAUUAUGUGAGUGGCGGAGAGCUUUUCACUCACCUCUAUCAGCGGGAUAACUUCUCUGAAGACGCAGUGCGGUUUUAUUCUGGAGAGGUUAUUUUGGCUCUGGAGCACUUGCACAAGUUGGGCAUCGUGUACAGGGACAUUAAGCUGGAAAACAUCCUGUUGGAUAGUGAAGGCCAUGUGAUCCUGACAGACUUUGGCCUAAGCAAAGAGUUCCUUUCUGAAGAGGAGGAGCGCACAUAUUCCUUCUGUGGGACGACAGAGUACAUGGCACCAGAAAUUAUACGUGGGCAGGGAGGCCAUGGUAAGAUUGUAGAUUGGUGGAGUUUGGGAAUCCUGAUCUAUGAAUUACUUACAGGAGCAUCUCCUUUCACCUUAGAGGGAGAAAAGAACACACAGAGUGAAGUUUCCAGGCGGAUCCUGAAAAUGGACCCCUCUAUUCCCUCCUUUCUGAGUUUGGAGGCCAGGGAUCUUCUCCAGAAACUGCUUCGUAAAGACCCCAAAAAACGUUUAGGAGCUGCAGGGGCAUCCCAAAUAAAGGAACACCCUUUCUAUAAGGAUUUGGAUUGGGAAGCCCUGUCACUUCACAAGGUCAAUCCUCCAUUCCGCCCUUCAAUAAGGAAUGAGACAGAUGUCAGUAAUUUUGCUGAAGAAUUCACAAAUCUAGAUCCUGUCUAUUCUCCAGCUGGCACACCUCCCUCUGGUGCUCCAGUCUUCCAGGGCUACUCCUUUAUAGCACCUUCUGUCCUGUUUGGCCGGAAUGCUGUGAUGACAGACAUGGCAGCUCCUUCUGCCGACAAGCCUGGAAGUCCUACUCUAGCUCUUAGUGCUGCUAUGAAGGACUCCCCAUUCUUCCAGCUUUAUGAAAUAGAUCUUGAAGAACCAGCUCUGGGAUCUGGCAGCUAUUCGCUCUGCAGAAAGUGUCAGCAUAGGCAGACCCAAAAGGAAUAUGCUGUGAAAAUCAUAAGCAGGAGGAUGGAAGCCAACACCCAGAGGGAGGUAGCAGCACUGAGGCUUUGUCAGGGACACCCCAAUAUUGUCACACUUCAUGAGGUCCUACAUGACCAGUACCACUCAUAUUUAGUUAUGGAGCUCCUGGAUGGAGGGGAGUUACUGGACCGUAUAAAAAAACAGGCCUGUUUCAGUGAAGUGGAGGCCAGCAGUCUAAUGCGUAGUCUGGUGAGCGCCGUGUCACACAUGCAUUCAGUCGGAGUUGUACAUAGGGACUUAAAGCCAGAGAAUCUUCUCCUGUCAUCACCUGGGGAGAACGCCGUUCUAAAGGUCAUCGAUUUUGGUUUUGCAAGGCUUCGCCCACCAGGAUCCCGGCCAUUGCACACUCCAUGCUUUACCCUUCAUUAUGCUGCUCCAGAACUAUUUUCUAACCAGGGAUAUGAUGAACUGUGUGACCUGUGGACUCUUGGAGUAAUCCUGUACACCAUGCUGUCUGGCCAGGUGCCCUUCCAAGUAAAGAGAGGCAAAUCUCCUCAUACCCGUGCUGCUGACAUCAUACAGAAAAUUAAGAAAGGAGAUUUUAGCAUGGAGGGCAAGUGUUGGGAGCAUGUAAGUGAGGAGGCCAAGGAGCUGGUCAGAGGUCUUCUGAUUGUGGACCCCACUUGCAGGCUGAGUCUGAGUGAACUCCAGGAAAGUGAGUGGCUUUGCGGUGGGCGUCCUCUUUCCUCCACUCCGCUCAUGACUCCAGAUGUCUUGGAAUCCAGUGGCCUGGCCACAAAGAACUGUGUGGAUGCUACCUUCAUGGCAUUUAACCGAGGAAAGCGAGAGGGUGUAUUCCUAAAGAGUGUGGAUAAUGCACCCCUUGCCAAGAGACGCAAACUAAAGAUGUGCAGUACUGGGGUUGACACACGCAGUGGUUCCUCAUCAUCCUCAUCUUCCUCUUCAUCAGCUGCUGCACCUACAUCCUCCCCUCCAAAAUCCAGGGGCACCCCUCAGAACAACUGUUCUGGGAACUCUUAACCAACAGCUCAGGGAAAUACACAAUACCUCUGCAGGUCAUAUGUGUUCCCUUACCCAUGAAUUUUCUGCAAGUCUCCCAUGAUACAAACAUUUUAUUAUGUAUUAUCAGUGGCUGUGGGUAUCUCUGUAGGUGGGAUAUGAUUGGAUGUGCAUAUAUGUAUGGAUGUUACAUUUAUAAAGCCAGAGACAUGUCAGUAUUUACAGAUUGGAAAAGGGAUGUAUAUGCUUAUAUAUAGAUAUAUAUGGAGUGGUUUUCCUGGGUUUAUAUAUUCACGCACAAUCACUAUACGUACAUAUGCAUAUUCAGAGUUAUCCCACCUUUUGGAAUGCCAGAAUAUCCCAGAAAGAAAUGGAGAGCACUGUUGUACUAUAUAUUUCUGCAGCAGAAUGUGGCCUAGCUAAGUCCUUGGAAACUGUAUGUUUGUGUAUGACUAAAGUGUAUAUAGAUAUUAUUAGAUGAUCUGUACAUACUUAUGCAACAGCAGAAUAGUGUAGACCCAAGUGUAUUGAUAAGGGCUCACUGACACUGGAUAUUUUCAAGUCGCAGAAAGUCCCUAAUAUUUUUCACACUAUUUAUAUGCUGGGUUUUUUUUGUGCAAUGUGGGUUUUAUUCUCUUUACAGGGCUACAAAUCUGCUGCAUUCAUGGACCAAAGUCUUGUAUACAGUGUUUACAGAGCAGUGCAAGGACAAAAUGCCUGUGUGUACAAGCCCAUAGUUCAACAGAUUUACUUUCUUACGAUUGUUAUGCAUAAGUACAUGCAUGUGAAAGUUCUGUGUGUGCUUUUGGGCUGUGAAAUUGUCGUACAUACCCCUUGUAUACGCUUUUCCAUUUUAGAUCCCCCCAGUAAACCUUGUGCUGCUUAUUGGUGUUGGUCCACAGAAACAGUUGCCUUUUAUGGCACCAUUGUGCAGCAAUUAGUAUGAUUUUACUUAGUAGAACUGUGCGAGUAGAACAUGUUGGCUUGAAAUACGAACCAUUGAAAGCAGCAGGUCAAAAUCCUUCUUAGAGCCGCAUAGAAUGCUUUUCAUAUGAAAUUGUCAUGACAAAAGAACUUGGCUUUAUUACAUACAAAAUGGAACAGAAAUCUGUGCUGACUUUGUCCUAUAGCAGGAGACUCCAUCUGCCUACAAAAUGCAGGUGGAGAGAAGUGGACCUUAUACCAGGUCUGACUUUGUCCUAAAGAAACUGUUUGCCAUUUGCCUGAUUAAAAAGCCAUAUUGGUUAAUGCAACUAGCACCUUAGCCUGCUAUGUGUUCCAAAGUCUUCUCUAAGUAGUUGCCUUUUUGCAUUUCAUAAAGCCAACUUUUAGUUUUUUAGAUGUUUAUUUUUCAUGGAGUUCAUUGUAAGAAUAAAUAAAUAUAUAUAUAUACACUGCGACAAAUCAUAAA